UUGUAGGUGGUGUUGGGAUCACCCUGGGAAUGAUUGCCAUUGCAUACCACAAACUCGGUAAGAAAUUUGAACUGGUGCAGGAGGAAAAUAGAGUUGGGGAGUCCGGCCUGGAAUCAACCCAGUGGAAUUUCUGUGAAGGCAAGGACACUCUAACUAAGUGCCAUGCACUGUACAACAGCAACUACAAAUCCCAUAAGCCCUGGGACAGAGAAGACUCUCCUUAUCUGGGAUCAGACAUGCUGGAGAGUCAUUUCACCUGUCACAAGUGCAGCUCUACAGCACAUGCGGUAGGAAAGCACAAAAGAGAGAUUGUCCUGCAGAAAGCCACUCAUGUAGGUGAACAGCUGGCUAAUUGCCAACAUGAAGGGAAUGAUCAACAUUCUGUGUUGCAACAGAGGAUCAAAGAGAUAAGUGGACAAAGACAUGAUGAGAGCGGGGCAGGCAUUCCAAACAGCUAUCUGGGCAUUCAGGGUACUUCUUCCCAACAUCGUGGGGGUUCAAACAACAUCUCAGCUGUCAGAAUACAGCAGCUGGCCCUCAGUAAUCAUUUCUCGGCCCUCCAGAGGGGCACAUUGAGACACCCAGACCAAAUCCACAAUGAAAUAACUCAAGGAAAUCACUCACUGUUAAAGCACCAGACUGAGGAAGUUCGUGCUCAACCAAUUUACCAAACCAUCAGCUGUCUGCACUGUCAUCAGACUUAUGAAUACAGACAUGCUGGGAGUAAUAACCAGAACUUGAUGUUUACAACUCAUUCACAGAACACAGUUCAAAACAGAGCACAAAUGUACAAUGCCAUGCUAUACAAAGACAACUUGGGUUAUGACAAGUCAAACGCUGGGAGACAUGGUGAAAGUCAAGCUACUGAGCUGGGCUUUAAGUUAGAUUCUCAAAGAAGUGUUACUUUUGAUCUAGCUGGGACUGAGGAACAUGUCCUCACCACAAUGGCUGACAGACACAAAAAGGAAUGUAGGAUGAAGGACUUUAAAACAACUACAGAGAAACCCCCCCACAAGCUGAGUAAGACUAAGAGCAGCACACAAGGACACUUAAAGACCCAGAAAUCCAGAGGACAGGCAAAGAGGACACUGAAAGUUAAAUUACAUCUAAACCCCCUUCAAAAAAGCAGAGUUCAUCCAAAGUCCACUGACAAAGAAGGUAUUCAAGAAGACAAUAUGUACAAAAAGGGUAAGAAGGAAAAACUGAAAAGCAAAAAGGACAAAAAAGAUCAAUUAAAAUUAAAUAAAACUAGCAAAGAAUCUAAAGAUAACACUGAAUGCUCAGGAAAUGAGGAAGAGGAAAAUGAUACUAUGCAACAUAUCUCUAAAAAGAAGCGUGCUAAAAAAGGAAACAAGGAAUCAAAGUCCCUGUCUAAGGAUACAGAUGAUGUCACUACAGAAAAAGGUCAAAAUUAUAUUUCUGUUCAGGGAGAAAAUCAAAUGGCAAUACUCCCACUAACACCCAGUUUAGCUCUUCCAGAUGAUCACAACUUUCUUACAGCUCCAUCUCACCCCAACGUUCUGGAUUCCAGUGACACUCAGCAGCUAUCCAGUCCAAAUAUUGCACUUCCUGUGAGUGAAUCCACUGCUCCACAGGAUGUAGUGGAUCAGUCCAGCAGUUCAGACCUGAUUAGCUCUGAUGCACCUGUCAUCCAAGAAUAUGUAUCUUCAGCUGAGGGCUCACCAAAGAGGAAAUUAAGACUCAUUUUACCUGAAAAAACAACCAACAGGCCACAAACAGCACUUGAUAAGAAAAUCAGAUAAUGUUAUUCCUUACAGAUAAUGUAACAGAUAACAGCUUACAAUUGGUUACCUGCCUUUA
Messenger RNA from Cyprinus carpio (common carp), 1821 nucleotides. It is a transcript of the gene lrrc53, whose product is annotated as leucine rich repeat containing 53. The record is from RefSeq and is a predicted model, not a curated record. NCBI's taxonomy places the organism in Eukaryota, Metazoa, Chordata, Actinopteri, Cypriniformes, Cyprinidae.